ACAGCUGACAUCAAGCUCUUCCGAUUCACUUUCUGCCUCCAAGGUCAUGCUGCUCGGACCAACUGCUAGCAGCAACUUACUUGUGAUUUGCCUCGUUGCCAUCCGGAACAAUCAAUUCGGCCGUGGCCAGAAGUCGGCCAUUUUCCCUGAACGGUUUCUCUCACCGGCCGUGUGCUUUUGCGUGCGUUGUGCUUGUGUGCGUGCUUGAAGUAUGCUCGGUCUACUACCAGCGAAUUCGUGGGGAAAUGUUUGCUGAAUUUGUAUUUGCUUGCUACCAACAAUCGGCGCAUUUGCCGGUCGAUGCGAUGCACAACAAUCGACUCAAUCAUUGACGCGUAGGAAGCAUGUUAUGUUGGGUUGCGUGCCUUGUUGCCGUGGUGCUGUCAGUGAGAAAAUAACGUGCAUGAUUAUGUUGAUGUGUGUGCGUGCGCGUAAAAAUAAACGGCAACGUUGCCUGCAUUGGUGUGUUACUGGUGUUUGUUCUGAUGCUUUCUUUUCUACGUAGCCGUAGUAAAUACAACGCAUGCUGGCAUGCUUAUGACAACAAACACUAGGACAAACUUUCUGCGCGUGAGGUCCUCUCUACUCAUAGCCAUGUUUACGGGAGAGAGUGAGUGUGCGUGCGUGUGCAUUUAAGGCAAUGGCUGCUAAGGAUGUGAUGAGUGAGGUGAAAGUGAUGAAAGGCUUAUCUGCUACUAUGCGUACACGGAUUUGUUGUUGUUAUUCGUAAAGAGACUUGAGUUGCACAGGAAUUCUACAAUGGAUUGAGUUUUCCAUUAUGUUCUAGUUGUUAAAUCCCGUUUGGAAGUGUGUAAUACGUGUAUGUACCACCGGUCCCUUGUUGAAAGUAAAUUUACCGGCUGGCGUCGUUAAUUGUAGGUGUGUGCGUAUGUAUGCCAUGCAUUCGCAAAAGCUUUAAAAAAAGUCAAAAGUAAUUUUUCCAUUUUUCUCGUGAGGAAAUUUUUUCACAUAUCCAAGAAUUCGUGUCGUAGGUUAAAGUGGCAAGUGAAAGUAUGUUUUAUGUGCUACAUCUGUUUUUUUGGCUUUUCGUUUUAUCUUUCGUAAAAGGGUGAAAGGCUCUAGGGUUUUGUAUACUUUAAAGAAAGGCACUUUGUGUUAACAGUGGAGGCCAAGGUCGGGCGAAUAAGUAAUUUGGCAUUUAUUUUUAGAGUGAGCCAGAAGUGAAUGCAAAAGUGUUUAAAUUUUAAAUAUCGUUGAAUGCCUCAUGGCAACAUCGGUAGGCAAUAUGGAAUCCCACGACCUUUCGGAAACAAUGAACGAUUUUCUACCGUUGUUGCCGGAAAACAUCAAACAGGAAUUGUUUGAUGCAACCGAAAAGGGCAAUCUGUGCGACAGUGUUGAAAAUAAGAUUGAUGAAGCGGAAACAGCUAACGAACCACCGGCUCCUUCGAAAUGCGUCUGGUGUCAGCAAACACUUUCACCCAAUGAUCAUCCGAAGCUGCUCGAAUGUCUGCACAUUGCCUGCCAUGCCUGUGUUAAACAGAAGAUCACAGAUCUGUCGCACAACUCGCCUCUCAUUUGUCCGGUGUGCAAAAUGGAGAGUCAACUCGAAUACAUAAUUGACAACGUGUUUCUGAACGAAACAUCAUCCACGAGCGGCGAGGACAAUCCGGGCAGUGUGGAAUCAAUGAAGGAUCAGAUCAAGUGCAGCAGCUGCAGUGAUGAUGCGAAUGCGACGUCUUGGUGUGUGGAAUGUGCAGAAUUCAUAUGCGAUAGUUGCGUGCAGGCCCAUCAGAGGCUAAAAAUCACGAAGGAACACACAAUCAAACCGAAGGAGGCAGCAUGUAGUGAGCAGACGAACAGCAAUGGAUUAGCCGGGAAGAGUAUCAUGUGUCACAUGCAUUCACAGGAAAAAUUAUCUCUCUACUGUGAAACAUGUGACCGUUUGACCUGUCGGGAUUGUCAACUGUUGGAUCACCGAGACCACAAGUAUAAGUUCGCCAACGAAAUUGCCAGCGAAACGAGAAGCAGUUUGAGUGCAUUACUGAGCGAGAUUAGCUACAAGAAGGUGUUAUUAUCGAGCGCCAUGAAAGUAAUUGAUGAUCGACAGGCGCAAAUUACCGAGAAAAAGAAAGAAUUGUCCAAAGAGAUCGCUGAUUUGGUGGUAAAACUUACGAACGCGGUCAACUCACGUGGCAAGCAGCUUGUAUAUCGAUUAAAUCAGGUUUGUGACACAAAGCUUCAAGUAUUAAAUGAGAAAAAGGAAGCGCUUCAGCUACUCUCAGGACACACGGAUCAUUGUAUCGAUUUUGUGCAAACUGCUCUUGAUAAAGGUAGUGACAGUGCCGUUCUAUACAGCAAAAAAACACUUGCUCGGCAUCUGCAAAAGGUAAAAAGUCAACGGGCUGAUAUUCCAAACCCAGAAAUACCGGUUCGUGUCCAAUUGUAUCUUUCCAACGUACCGGAGUUGCAAAGCGUGAUUGCACGGAUUGGCACGAUACUAGUCGAUGGAAAAGUCUACCCAUCAUCACCAGGACCGAACAAUGGACCACAAGGACAUCCAGGAGCCAGCCCUGGCCCGAUUGCACCUCAAACUAGAAACAAACAACCAAGCCCGAAUAUAACACCACCUUUGAGGCCUGGUAUGCCUGGUCCAGGUAUGACAACACUUUCCUCCAAUGGUCCAGGUGCUAGUGGACCCAGCGUAGGAGGUGGCGCCGGUGGCUUCUCACAGGUUGCUCCUAUGUACAAUGGAAGCGGUGGUGUACCGGUUGGCGCUCCUUUCCCUCCCAACCAUCCGAUGAGCAGAUCGUUCUCACAAGAGAAUGGACCAGGUCCUGGACCGGGUUUUGGACGGUUUGGUCAAAUGGGACCACCGAUGGGUAUGCCACCGCAACAACAUGUCAGCUCCUCGACCCACCCACAAAAUAUGGACAUUAGUCUGCGUAAUUUAUUGAAUCAAAAGUCGAAUGGUCCCCCCCUUCCACCGGGUGGUGGAACAGUCGGACCAUCGUUAGGCAGUGGGUCAAUGCUCAACAGUCAAAGCAUCGAGUCGGGGGGAGGGGGUGGUAGUAACGGUGGUUGUGGAAAUGCUGGGGGACAUUCAGGCAACAAUGCUGGCAAUAACGCUCUGGCUAAUAAUCAAUUUACUGCCACAGCAAACUUCAUGGGCAGCGGAGUUUCACCAGGAGGAUCGGGCGGUGGACCACCAUCACACCGUUUGUCGGGUCAGCUGGGUGGUCCGGGAAAUUUUUUGGGUGGCACUGCUGGCGCACAUCAGAACUUCAAUCAACCUCCGCCUGGCGGCCCACCCAAUAGCGGUGGGAUGGGUAUGGGAGGGGGAGGAUCUGCAGCGGCGGCAGCUGCCGUAGCCGCAGCACGUUUUCAAUCUUUCCCACGAUUUGCUAUGCCCCCAUCGAUGCGGCAUAUAAUGGGUAAUAACUCUUCCACUUUACUGACACCUAAGCAGCAGUCUUUACGCUAUCCGGGACAACAAACUCAACCAGGAUAUAGUCCGAACUCCCCGCAACCACCUCAGCUGCAGCCACAACUUUCCGGUGCGCCCGUCCCUGGAUCUGGCGGAUCUGUCAGUAGUGGUGGUGGUGGAGGUGGUGGGGGAGGAAAUAUUGGAGGGGCUAAAUGGCAUAUUCCACAAAAUAUGCAAGCACAACAGAACAACGGGUUUUGUGGUCCUUCAGGAUUACAUCUUUUUGGAAACGGACCAAACGAGUCGUUCAAAAUUCCUUUGAAAUCGCCAGAUACUAUGCGCAAUGCGAUGCUUCUCAAUGGUAACAGUUCUUCCGGGGGUACACUUUCUCUCGGUGGUCACGGCGGUGGUGGAGGAGGAAGCUCAUCUAGCUCUAUCGGUAGUUCAUUACAUCAUCAUCAUCAUCAUCAUCAUCAUCAUAGCCAACAACAGCAGCAGCAACAAAAUCAGACACAGCAGCAUCAACAACAGCAGCAACAUCAACAGCAGCAACAGCACCAACAAUUACACAGUCAGCAACAAUUACAAAAUCAUCUGCAGCAGCUGCAAAACGCUCUUCCAAACGUUUCCUCCACCAAUCCAAAAACGCCUAGUCCGAGUACGAAUGAGCCUGGAAAGGAUUUCGCAGAAUCAAUUGAUAAAACUUGCGAAGACUCAGUGAACGAUCUGAUGGCCACGAUUGCCAAAUUAGAUUCAAACGGAGUUCAGGUUCUACCAGAAGGUCACCGUGGUAAAACAACGUCCCCGCAGGUACACAGUUCAACUGAUGUCAACACCAGUGGGAGUACAGUAAUUAGUGGUUCGAGCUCGAGCGCAGGUUCUACUAGUGGUUCUAACAACACUACAACUAUCGUGCUGGAUGAUAAAAACUUACCAAAAGAUCUCGAUCCAAAUGAAGAUUGGUGUGCAGUGUGCAUGGAUGGUGGUGAGCUAAUGUGCUGUGAUAAGUGCCCGAAGGUCUUCCACCAAACUUGCCACAUACCGGUAAUUGAUUCCCUGCCGGACGAGAGCGAAACUUGGCAGUGUCUGCUCUGUUAUAACUUUGCUGAUUUGCCACAUGAACCUGCGGGAGAAAAACGUAACAUAGGAAUAACGCCACUCGAGCUAAAAAUCCUGCAACGAAUUGUGUUGGAAUUGUUCUGCCAAUAUGAAACCAGUAUGCCCUUUCGUCAACUCGAGCCGGAAACAAACAAAGCGUAUUAUGAUAUUGUACGAAGUCCAAUUUCGUUAACGACCAUUCGUGAAAAGCUGGAAAUGAGCAAUAAUGACCAUUACACUGACAUUGUUUCGUUUAUCGCUGAUGUGAAGCGAUUGUUCGAUAAUGUUUAUCUAUACUAUCAGGAGGAUAGCAUGACGUACAAGAAUGCACGAAAGCUUGAAAAGUUCUUCGAACAGCAGCUGUCGAAGUGGUUACCAAAGUAUCUUGAAGUCGAGUGCUAUUCUGACGAUUAUCUACAGAGCGCAUCAAAACGUCUCAAAAAUCACCAAGAAGACUAACAGUCGCUAAAACCCGUGAGCGGUGCUACAAUGCAACAAAAGACCCUCUCGGAAUUGCAGGACCUAUGUCCUGACAUGCAACAGCAUCUAUGUGUUUUACAACCGGAAGAUCUUUCCCUUCAUUCCAGCAGUGGCGAUGAUCGUGUAUCGACUGACGAAAAAAAGUGCAACAAAGAUAAAGCAUCAUCCGAACAAACUAAUACAGAACUAGCCAGCCAAGAGCUUGAUAAUGUACUGUGGAAGUCAGAGCAUUCUCCUAUCGACGAUGAUGAGGAAGCUAGUUACUCAAUGAAUGAGAACAUUAGUGAACAAUGCAAAGUUUUGGAUCACCCAUCAGGUGGGAGGCCUACUUUACGGAAGCGAGAAACCUCGGCGACAGCAAUGGGAGGGAUUGCUAACGUAUUGGCAUCUACUGCUAAUGAUACCUGCGUCACUACCUUUGAUGAUACGGGAGCAGCAACAGCACCAUCGACGAAGGCGUCGCCCGAGGCAAUAGUAAAAAAUGUGGAUAAUGUAAUUGCACCAAUUGCAACGAUUGUCAUCAUGAAAGAAAAUCCCUAACAGGCAUGUAAGCAGAAAUUUCUUGUGGCCAACCUAAUCAACAUCCAAGGAUAAUUUAUAUAAAAUACCCAAUUAGAUGUAUAUAACUUAUAGCUGGUACAACAUUACUAGGUGAAUGUUCUGCAAACAGCUAGGAACAAUUUUCAUCGGGGUUUCACUGACAGCGGAUAAUUUUCGUUGUCAGAGCUUCUCCCUUUCCUUCCUAGCUGUUACGCAAGAAAGACGCAAGUAAAGUGAGACGGAGAAGCAGAGCACGUAACUUACAUGUUGCAUUAGUUACACACUGGAUACAACUGAAAUGCUGAACCGAAGAAGACAUUGAUAUUGAAUCAAUAUUUGCAUGACAAAAGAUUAUAUUUUUAAUAGUUGUACUAAACAAAACAGUGUGCAUUUCUCCAAGGUCGAGUGACAUUUGUAGUAUUGCAUUAAGAUUAAUCAUAACCAAAUGAAAAGUUGGGACAUCCCGGGUCGUUCGGUUUGUUGUUCGAAACCGACACAAUAUCAUAUUAUUUAUUAAUAAUUGCUAAUAUCGAAUAUGUUUUUUCGUUGGCUUAAGUUAUAUAAGUUCUGUAAACUAUUAUACAUUUUUUCUUCAAUGGUUUUGGAUGGCUAACAGCAGUUGCAUCAGUUAUUACAUUGUAUAGGAAAACUAUAGAAAUUACUUUGAUGAAAUCUGAAGUAUAAUAGACUUGUAUAAAACAUCAUAAAACUCAUAAACUUAUAAAUAAUGUAAGUAGCAUAACCGCAAACAGCAAAUAUCAAAAGUUGAAUUUUCAACUAACUAACGAAUCUUAGGACUAACGCUAACCUUGGUUAGCAUUCUUUUCAACGUAUCAUUUUUUUCACAUUUCACCGUUAGUCUGAUCCAAAUGCAAAAGUAUACGAAUGUUACAAGAUAUAGGUUUUCACAUUACGUAUGCUUCGAAAAUCGAUUUCUUUAUCUUUUCUCAUAUCCACACGCGCACACAUACAUACAUAAAACAAUGUUUUGUAAAAUUUCGAACAUUGGAAAGAAAAUGUGGUUAAAUUAGUUGGCAAAAUAUGAUUCGCUACUGAGUGAAUGAUAAAUAAAAACGAAAUUUAGGGCUAUACAUAAGCAAGCAUUAACAAUCGUGAAUAUGUUUAUAUAGGCUGGAUGUACCUAUGUGUACCUUUAUAUAUAUAGAUAUAUAUUUAUCGCAUACUUCCAUUCAUUUAUAGCGUACGAUCACCUUGCAACUUCUAAAAAUGGCAUAUGUAAGCAAACAUUGAACUUUCUCAAUGCUCUUAAGACAUGCGUAUAUAAUAACGAUACUUGAUGCAAGUAACUCGAACAAAGCGCUCUACGGAGACUGUAGGAUUUACAAUAAGAUGGUAUACACCGUAAAAGAUAAUGAAAAUGAAGGUUACAUUAUAAAUACUGCAGUGAAAUGAAAACAGUUAAAUUGUAAGCCGUAA
This is a messenger RNA of Anopheles funestus (African malaria mosquito), 6943 nucleotides long. Its product is annotated as E3 ubiquitin-protein ligase TRIM33-like. Lineage: Eukaryota; Metazoa; Arthropoda; Insecta; Diptera; Culicidae. Bases 1226 to 4945 code for a protein of 1239 amino acids. Gene Ontology annotation, molecular function: protein binding; ubiquitin-protein transferase activity; zinc ion binding. The record is from RefSeq and is a predicted model, not a curated record. Gene Ontology annotation, cellular component: chromatin; nucleoplasm. Gene Ontology annotation, biological process: positive regulation of DNA-templated transcription. The transcript has 12 exons.